AUGGCGCCAAGGCUCCCACCAUCGAAGCUCGAGAUGAUCCAUGACAUGAUACUUAGCAAAUCCCUGAACACAUCACAAAUGGCCGAAGCAGCUGAGUGUAGUGAGCGUUCAAUCAUCAACAUCCGCAACAAUCUUCACCAAUUCGGAAAUGUCAGAGCGCCUCCAACUCGUGUCGGACGACAACGAAGUAUCACCCCUCCGAUGCUAGAGGCCGUUUGUGAUCACCUUCUUGAGAAGCCUGGGCUCCACUCUGACUGCGAACCUGCGCAAUCAGUUUCUUACGUGCCUCACCCAUCUAUCGAUGUCGCUUAUGAAGCGGCGUGCAAUCCCUACCGCAACUCCUUUUUCAAUAAAAAACCCAGGGUCAUGGUCCUCAUGGAUCUGUUCAAGAUCCAGACCGUUGGCCAGCGUUACAUCGCAUGCCUGUCGAAAUUGAGCCUUCAAAUUGUCGUCAACAACAUUUGUUUCUUGCCACGCGGUGUAUUCCCUCACAGCCACAUCUCGGGGCCCGUCAAUUAUGAGCUGAUCUACUAUCUGUCCAUUUUGCGGUGGAGGUGUGGCCAAUGCUGGAAUUGA
Molecule: messenger RNA, 576 nt
Organism: Penicillium roqueforti
Lineage: Eukaryota; Fungi; Ascomycota; Eurotiomycetes; Eurotiales; Aspergillaceae
Exons: 2
Coding region: 1-576 (191 amino acids)
Source: RefSeq, a predicted model, not a curated record